This is a messenger RNA of Drechmeria coniospora, 636 nucleotides long. RefSeq lists its product as uncharacterized. Bases 1 to 636 code for a protein of 211 amino acids. NCBI's taxonomy places the organism in Eukaryota, Fungi, Ascomycota, Sordariomycetes, Hypocreales, Ophiocordycipitaceae. The record is from RefSeq and is a predicted model, not a curated record. The transcript has a single exon.
AUGGAGCCCGCCCCCGUGCGCCCCGCCUACACCCUCGCCCCCGUGCCGGGUGUUGUCUCCCCCCCUGCCGCCGCCGACGACAACGACGACCCGAACCGCACCCUCGUCCUUACCGCCAACGCCUUAACCCCGACUCGAGCGGGUGGCCGUUCCGGCGCUGUGCCGAGCAUGCAGCUCGGCGUGUUUGCCCAGGGCGUGGCUCGGGCCCUAACGGGUAUCCAGAGUAACGUGCGCGGCCUCGCCCGCCGUCAGCAGGCGCAGGAGGGCGUCAGUGCCGAGUUAGUAGCCACUUUGGCCGAGAUGCGCCGCGAUAUUUAUGAGUCGUGCGAGUCUUGCGCUAGCGGUUCCCCCUCGGUGCGCCGUCCCGCCCCCUCUACUCCCCGCGUCGCCCGCAAUUGCAGCAGGUCGCGCUCGUCCCGUAUAGCCGACGCGACUCCGUCGCGCCGCCCCAUCGCCUCCGCCCCUUAUAUCGCCCAAGUCGCCCGGCGCCUUCGUUUUGUGCCCCUGCCCCCGCCCCCCUCGGUUACGUUCUGCCCCCGCCCGAGUACCGCAACGGACAGUUUCGAGACCCUCCCCGAGGAGGAUACCGAGGAGGACGAGAGUAAGGAGGAUACAGAGACCGACAAGUCUAAGUAG